Molecule: messenger RNA, 1515 nt
Organism: Mucor velutinosus
Lineage: Eukaryota; Fungi; Mucoromycota; Mucoromycetes; Mucorales; Mucoraceae
Exons: 2
Coding region: 1-1515 (504 amino acids)
Biological process (GO): transmembrane transport; carbohydrate transport
Cellular component (GO): membrane
Molecular function (GO): carbohydrate:proton symporter activity
Source: RefSeq, a predicted model, not a curated record
AUGGGUUCCAAGAUCCAGACUAGCAGUGAAUAUCUACAAGACGGCAAGCAGCCUGCUCUAGCAGAUGAAAGCUCUGUUGUUUCCUAUGACACAACGGAGCCUCCCAAGUUUCGUAAAGCCAUGUAUCUCGCUGCCAUCGUGGCUGCAGUGGGCGGCUUCAUCUGCGGCUAUGAUACAGGGUCCAUUAGUGGCAUUCUGGCCAUGCCUCAAUUCACUGACAACUUCUUUACCAAGGACAACAUUAACUACCUGCAAGGCUUGUUGCUUGCCUUAUAUCUGAUGACAGCUGCUCUCGGUGCAUUCUUUUCAGGCUUCUUUUGUGAUCGCUACAGUAGAAAGUACUCUAUCAUCGGUGCUUCUGCUAUCUUCAGUAUUGGUAUCUUGCUUCAAAUCAUAGGUGCUAAUUUCGGUGUUGUGCUCGCUGGUCGUAUCGUUGGAGGCUUUGGAUCUGGCUUGAUGACAAAUGCAAUUCCUCUCUAUCACUCUGAAAUUGCGCCUCCUGAUAUCCGUGGUCGCUUGAUCAGUUUUUUCACAUUGAUGGCUUCAUUCGGUCAAGUGGUUGGCUACUUUGUUACAUUUGGUACUAGUUAUGUUCCAUCUGAUUGGGCAUGGCGUGGUCCUUGGUUGCUUCAUAUCAUUGUCUGCAUUGCUUUUGGCGGCAUCAUCUUUACGCUGCCCUUCUCUCCUCGUUGGCUUAUCGAUAAGCAGAGAUACGAUGAAGCAAAGGCCGUGCUCUCUGAACUGCAUGAGGUGCCCAUCACUCAUUCUUUGGUCGUUAAUGAGUAUGAAGACAUCUUUAACGAGCUGGAGAUGGAGCGUUCUUUCGGUGAUCGUAGCUAUGCUGAGCUCUUCCAAGGCACAAACUUGAAGCGUACGUUGAUCGCUUUCUUCAUCGGUAUCUCAACUUCCUUCACUGGUAGUGUGGCCAUCUGGUAUUACGCCCCUCAGAUCAUCCAAAGCGCUGGCCUUGACGAUGCGUCCACUUCCAUUGCUGCUUCUGGUGGCACUGGUAUAUUUGCUCUUAUUUGUGCUUUUGUAUCUCUCCAGUGGUGUAUUGACAAGAUGGGCCGCAGAGCUGUCUUCUUGAUCGGUGCCAGUAUCAUGGGUAUCAGCAUGUUUGUCGUUGGCGCCAUGUUCCAAGUGUAUACUGAGGUAGACGUCGAGAACUACAGUGUUGUCAUCACCAACCCAUACGCUCGUAAUACGAUUAUUGCAUUCUUGUAUAUCUUUGUGGGCACCUUCCAGUUUAGUUGGGGCAUUGCUUCCUAUGUCUAUCCCGCUGAAAUCUUCAACAUGAGAACGCGUGCCGCUGGUCUGGCAGCUACUUAUGGCUUGAAUUGGGCCUUCACCAUCUUGAUUACCUACUGUGUCCCUCUUUUUAUUCAACACACUGUUUCUGGCGUCUAUUUUUUCUUUGGUGCUUGUUGCUGCGUCUGCUUCAUUGGCUGUUGCUUUAUCCCCGAAACUAAGGGAAAGACUUUGGAAGAGAUGGAAUACGUCUUUGGUGCCAAGUAA